Molecule: messenger RNA, 555 nt
Organism: Glycine soja
Lineage: Eukaryota; Viridiplantae; Streptophyta; Magnoliopsida; Fabales; Fabaceae
Exons: 1
Coding region: 1-555 (184 amino acids)
Biological process (GO): response to photooxidative stress; photosystem I assembly
Cellular component (GO): chloroplast thylakoid membrane
Source: RefSeq, a predicted model, not a curated record
AUGAUGGAUAAGCCCAAAAUCUUGAUCAAGAAGAAUCUACAAAAAGAAAAACAGAUUGCUGUGCAUCCACUGUCACAGAGAAAACCUUCUGUCACACCUUCAAAUGCUACCCUAUCCUUACUUCAACCUUCUUUCAAAUUCUUGGCCACAAAUUCCACCACCUCAUCGCCUAGAGCUUUGUCAAUGAACAAAGUAACCAAGAGCCUUGAACCAUCAUCAAGUGAGGUUAGAAACAUUUCCUUCAACUACAAGCUACAAGAAAUUAUUCCAAAAAGUGACAGGGUUAAGGAAGAGGGAUUCACAUGCAGUGCACUUUGCAUGCAUCUUCCAGGGUUUGGCAAAACAAAGCCAGUUAAAGCAAGAAAGGCAGAAACCCAAAUGCAUGCUGCCGUGAACCCUGUCCCUGUGUUAUCAAAGCCAAAUUCUUUGGAAAAAUUUGAACGUAGUUCCCUGGUUUCAAAAGCAAGAAUUCAUGAAAAUGAAGGAGAUAACUCAUUCAGUUCCUACUUUGAUUUGCCGUCUGAGUUGUUUAAAUUCAGAAGCCAUAAUGCAUAA